Molecule: messenger RNA, 792 nt
Organism: Vicugna pacos (alpaca)
Lineage: Eukaryota; Metazoa; Chordata; Mammalia; Artiodactyla; Camelidae
Source: RefSeq, a predicted model, not a curated record
GAAGGACAGAGCCGGUUCCGACCGAUCGACGGACGAGGGGCCAGACGGCGGCCGAGGCGCACCAGCUGCCCACUGCCCACUCUCCCGCCCGGCACUCCAGCCCCAGCGCCCACCGCAGCCCCAGCCCCAGCCCCAGCGAGAUGCACGGCCUUGGUUGUCGGGCACGGGUGACCACCAAGCCGGAGCCCGCGCGUCCGGGUCCCUAGCGCCUCGUGCCGCCGCCCUACCUUGGGGAGGGCCGCGGAGACCCCAGCGUCAGCUGGCCCAGGUGCUCUGCCCAAGGGGCCUGCCCAGCCCCGCUAGGAGCGUCGGCCCACCAUGCUCCUGCUGUCACCGCGCAGCGCGCUCCUCUCCAUCUAUUGCCCGCAGAUCUUUCUCAUCCUGUCCAGCGGCAGCUACCUAGCGCUGUCGUCCGUCGUGGCCCUGGGAGCCAACAUCAUCUGCAACAAGAUCCCCGGCUUGGCCCCACGGCAGCGCGCCAUCUGCCAGAGCCGGCCCGAUGCCAUCAUCGUGAUCGGGGAGGGGGCCCAGAUGGGCAUCAACGAGUGCCAGUACCAGUUCCGCUUCGGACGCUGGAACUGCUCUGCCCUCGGCGAGAAGACUGUCUUUGGGCAAGAGCUCCGAGUAGGGAGCCGUGAGGCGGCCUUCACGUACGCCAUCACCGCAGCCGGCGUGGCCCACCUUCUCCAGUCUCCACCCCAGGACAUCAUCCAGGUGCAGAGAGCCUCCCCCCACCAAACUCCAGGCCACCAGCCUCAGGGCCCAUCCAGCACCCACAUCAUGCUCAUUUGA